Molecule: messenger RNA, 622 nt
Organism: Eurytemora carolleeae
Lineage: Eukaryota; Metazoa; Arthropoda; Copepoda; Calanoida; Temoridae
Exons: 9
Coding region: 101-538 (145 amino acids)
Source: RefSeq, a predicted model, not a curated record
UCUCUUCUUUGUUAACAUCAUUGUGAUGUUCAAUGGUUUGUGAUUAUUUAGUAACUCUAACAUGUUUAGAUUUUACCUUUAUUGAUAAAAUAUUAUUUUAAUGUUGCUCAUAAUUUGUUUGAUUUUAGAAAAAAUGGCUGAAAAGUCUACUAAUUCCAAGCCGUUGCCAAGGUCUCCCAAGGUUGCAAAGAUACAGGAGGAGGUUGGCAAAAAAUCUCCGAUGCGAUCGCCGUUUCGUGAUGUGCUGAAGCAGCGAUGUGCACUGAGAAUGAGGAAUAGUAGGGACAAGUUGUUGAACAGUUUGAGAGGGGUACAGGGAGUACAGCAAGAAAUCAAGGAUGUGCUUAAGGAUGAGGCGGCAGCAGUUAGAGGGGGGAGGAGAAGAAUUUUAACUCUGGGUAUCUCAGACCAAGAGGUUGACGAAGCAUUGGAAGAUUUAGAAACUAUUGAGGCGGAGUUGAUUGAGGUUGCUGGGAUUUUUUCUGAAACAGAUUUGGCUGUGGUUUGCCCACUCUGCAAGGUGUACCCUCUCUAUUAAAAGAUUAAAAUAUAAGAAAUGUUAAAAUCUAUUACAGGCUGUGGUUUGCCCACUGUGCAAGGUGUACCCCCUCUAUGAAACUAC